AAUUGUGUUGUGAAUUGUGACUUGUGUACAUGGCACUUCAGUUAUUUUUGUGAAUUUUCAUAAUAUUUAAUUAUAUUAGUAUUUACUGAAAGAUGAAGUCUUAUUAAAAUAAAUCUACACAAUAAAUACCAUGGCGUUCGUUAGCGCUGUUACUGGCGACGACUCCACAAAGAAAUUUAUGGAUGUUCUGCAAAAUGACUUCAAAAACCUUAGCCUGGAAACUAAGAAGAAAUAUCCUCAAAUUAGGGAGGCUUGUGAUGAAGCUAUAGAAAAGCUAUCUCUGGCAGCCAACAAUCCACAGGCCUCUCUGUAUGGUGUGGUCAAUCAGAUAUUAUAUCCAUUGGUACAGGGAUGUGAGUCUAAAGAUGUAAAAAUCAUUAAGUUUUGCCUUGGAACAAUUCAGCGGCUAAUCGCUCAGCAGGGUAUUGAUGCCAAGGGUGCGAGACAUAUUGUUGACUGCCUCUUCAACUUGGGACAAGCUGGAGUGCUUGAGCUAAAGCUUCUGCAGACUGCUGCUUUGUUGAUGACCACUUCUGACUUGGUGCAUGGAGACACAUUGGCCAGGACGAUGGUGCUGUGCAUGCGAAUGGUGGUGGCGACUGAGACCCGGGACGUGAGCACGGCGCACGCGGCCGCCGCCACCGUGCGGCAGCUGGUGGCGCUUGUCUUCGAGAGAGCACUUGCUGAAGCUGACGGAAAACUGAAAGUAAAUCCAGCGGACGUGAGGAUACAGACUAAUCACAAAGCACCGAAAGAACUGAAACCGUGCGCUGUUGACGCCUAUCUUAUUCUUCAGGAUGUAAUACAAUUAGUUAACGGAGACGCACCAAACUGGCUGGUUGGAAUAUCAGAUGUUCCUAAAACAUUUGGUUUGGAGCUGCUGGAUACAGUACUGACAGACUUUUCGCCUGUGUUUUUCAAGAUAUCGGAGUUCAGAUUUCUGCUAAAAGAGCACGUGUGCGCGUUGAUAAUAAGACUCUUCUCCCCGAAUGUUAAAUACAGGGCUGCAUUCCAAUCACCUCACAUUCCGGGAGGGGGGGCCCCGGGGGCAGCCAGCCCAGCGGCUGCGGAGCGGCCGCAUUUCCCCGUCACCAUGCGACUGCUGAGGCUUGUGGCUAUUAUUCUGCACAAGUAUCAUGAUCUGCUGGUAACAGAAUGCGAGAUAUUUCUGUCGCUGACGAUAAAGUUUCUGGAUCCGGAUAAGCCGUUAUGGCAGCGCGCAUUAGCCUUGGAAGUAUUACACAAGAUGACAAUACAGCCUGAUCUGCUGAAGUCGUUCUGCGAAUGUUAUGACAUGCGCCCGCACGCGACAAACAUCUUCCAAGACAUCGUGAACGCGCUCGGCGCCUACGUGCAGAGUCUGUUUGUGGCGUCCAAUGUGAACACGCAACCAGGGUCUACGGCAGUUCCUCAACAGGCCGGUUUCUACUGGAAAGGGGUGUGGCUGCCGCUGUGUGUCACAUUCGAACCCGGUACUGCCAAAUCUGUUUACAUAGAAAUGUUGGACCGCACAGAGGCGCCGAGUAUACAGGAGGGGUACGGCAUCUCGGUCGCGUACGCGUGUCUCAUUGAGAUCAUUCGCUCCAUAGCGAUCUCUGCCGAGGGAGAAGACUACUACAGGUUGCAAGAGCUAUACGACGAUUCGCAGAAUGACACAGAUGAUAAAGAAAUGAAUGCUAAUACGAGACCUGUAACGAAUGAAGAAAGAGAAAAUACGGAUAUAGGAAAGAACGGUCAGAAUGGAGAGGCUGACCAGAACUCGAAUAUCGUGCAAAAGAUAAUCUCAGAGCAAGAUGAGCAGGAUGAGAAAGACAGACAGCUUAGCUUGCAGUUGAUCAAGUCUUCGUGGUGCGGCCUGGUGUGGGGACUAUCGGUACUGGCCGAGGCGAGUAUUGGAGAGCUGGAGAACAUCCUGCGUGCCAUACAGACACUGGCUCGGGUCAGCGGAAAGAUAGGCGUGAGCAACGCGCGCGACGCGUGUGUCGGCGCGCUGUGCCGCUGCGCGCUGCCGGCGCAGUACUGCGUGCCCGUGCUGGGGUCGCUGGCGUCGCUGGCGUGUCCGUGGGCGGGGUCGGCGCGGCCCGACCACCACGCCGUGCUGUGGGUGGGCACGCCGCUGCCGUGCGCGCAGCCGCAGGGUCAGCAGCAGUCGUUUGUGAUGGUGACGUCACGGCACGUGACUGCCAUGCGCGCGCUGCUGCAGACAGCGCGGCGGGACGGGGACAGCAUCCAGCAGGCCUGGCUGCCCGUGCUCACCACCCUGCAGCACCUGGUGUGGAUACUGGGUCUGAAGCCAUCUACCGGAGGCAGUAUGAAGGCGAGCCGAGCCAGUGCAGAUGCCAACGCUGUCAUGAGUACGUCGGCUGUUAUGGCUGACUUGCCUGCGCUGUCGGCCAUGUUGUCUCGUGUGUUCGAAGCUUCCAGAUCGCUGGAUGACGUGGCACUCCACCAUCUCAUCGACGCGCUCUGUAAGCUGUCCAACGAAGCAAUGGAACUUGCAUAUUCUAAUCGAGAACCAUCUCUGUUUGCGGUCGCCAAGUUGUUGGAGACCGGGCUCGCCAACAUGCACAGGAUAGAAGUGAUGUGGAGACCUAUCAUGAAUCAUCUGCUGGAAGUGUGCCAGCACCCACAUAUCAGAAUGCGCGAAUGGGGAGUGGAGGCCAUAACGUAUCUGGUGCAAGCGGCUUUCCAGUACCAUCACAGCAACCCGGCGCUGGUCACCGAGGCUCGCGAGCGCCUCAUCCUCGAGCCGCUGGCGGAGCUGUGCAGCGUGCGGCACUGCGACGUGCGAGCGAGACAGCUGGAGUGUGCGGCGCGCCUGCUGCACUCGCGCGGCGAGCAGCUGGGCGCCGCCUGGCCGCUCAUGAUGGAGAUCAUCUCUGCCAUCUGCGACCAGCACAGCGAGCAGCUGGUACGGUCCGCGUUUCAAUGCGCCCAGUUAGUGGCAGGAGACCUGCUCGGGUGCGCGGGCGUGCGCUGUCUGCGCCGCGUUUUGGCCGCGGCUGCCGUCUUCGCGACGCAAACCAAGGAGCUGAACAUCUCCCUUACCGCUGUUGGACUUAUGUGGAACAUCUCAGACUACCUGUACCACAAUCGCGACAAGUUAUCCGUUUCGCUGGCCAACGAGGCAGCCGCCUGUCCUGAUAACCCUCAUCUGCCACCACUAGAUCGACUGUGGAUGUGUCUCUACGUCAGACUCAGCGAGCUAUGCACGGAGCCCCGCGCCCCCGUGCGCCGCGCCGCGUGUCAGACCCUGUUCAGCUGUAUCGGUGCUCACGGCACGUUGCUCAGCGCCCCCGCCUGGCGCGCGUUGUUGAACGUGCUGUUCCCCAUGCUGCAGCAGGUCCAGAAACAAUCGAACAUCGCCAGUUCGGAGAAGGUGGACACGGGCGAGCAUAUACUGAUCCACCACACCAGGAACACGGCGCAAAAACAGUGGGCUGAGACUCAGGUGCUCACUCUGUCGGGGGUGUCCAGAGUGUUUCACUCCCGCUUCCAGCUGCUGACGACGGUGGGGGACUUCAACCGGUCUUGGACGGCUUUGCUGGACUUCAUUGUGGAUUUCGCGUUGCGCAAGAGUCAUGAGGUGUCACUGGCAGCGCUGAAGUCCUUCCAGGAGGUAGUGUCGGCGGCGGGGCGUGCGGGCACCGAGGGGGCGGGGCGCCGCGUGUGGGCAGCGGCCUGGGCGGCGUGGCGGACCGUGGCGACCAACCUGCCCGGAGACGCCGCGCCGCGACUGGCUGCAGUGACAGAUGACGGCAAGCCAGUGGAGGUGUACUCCCCUUCGGCCAGCUUCCUCACGACCCUCGUGCAGAUAUUCCCGCUCAUAUUUCAACAACUAAGACCCACGUUCACAGCGAAAGACGUGGAACAACUAGGGGAGUGCCUGUGCAAGAUCUGCAGCGUGGAGCCGGGUGCAUCCCCGAUGGAUGGACUCGGUGGUGGAGCGCCCGUCAGUCUACACGCGUUACAUUGUCUCGAUGCUCUACACAAAGAAGCUCUGCUCCGUCACGAGCUGCUGCCGGCCAUGUUCACGGCGCUGACGUCACUCGCUGACGUCACGCAGUGUGAAGGGUCGUGCCUCUGUCUGUCGGCGGGCACAGCUCUAUACCGCGCCGCGCCCGCACCUAGCGCGCACGCACUGCCGCAUCUCUUAAAGGCCCUCCAUUCGGCGGUGAAAAAGUGCGGAACAGAUAAGAGACGGAGGAGUAACGAGCGAGAACGAGAACAGCCAGACGAGAGCUCGCAAAUAGCAACUCUACUGUUACAGGUGCUUGCGACGGCUGUACCCCUGGCUCGAGAAGAUCCAGAACAAUACAGCGAGUUCUGGGAGGUUUUGCCCAAUGUCGUGGAGACAUUCAUGUUCGAGCCACCCGUGGGCGGCGGGCGGUGUGCCCGCGAGGUGGUGGGCGUGGUCCGGCGCGAGGUGCUGGGGGCGGGGCCGGGGGCGGGGCCGGCGCCGGCCGCCGCCGCCGGCCGCCUGCUGCGGCUGGUGCGGACGGCCGCGCUGCACCACCGGCCGGACCCGCUGGCACAGAAUGAACAGGAGCUUCGUGAGCGGGAGGAGUUCGCGCGGACCUGCUUCGAGACGUUACUCCAGUAUUCCAUGUUGGAGGACGCAAGCUCAGUUGCCAAAGGAGAAGAGGAGUCAGACCCGUUAUCCAUAAUGCCUCUCCUGGACAGGUUCCAAGAGGUAAUAGCCAAGUACAGUUCUGAUGAGGACGAUGCUGAGCCACUCACCAGGCAGCAGGUGUCGGAGGUGUCCUUCGUGCUGCGUGCGCUGUCCAGUCUGACGCAGGCCAUGGCGCGGGCGCCACCUGCCAAGCUGCACGUGGAGCACUGGCACCGGCUGAUUGGUGUGUAUCCAGACCUCGUGCGUCUCUCGUGCGGCGGACGCGCCCGGGCCGCCGGCGCAGCCCUACGUGAAGCCUUGCUACAGUUCGCCGCGCUACUGUCGCCGCCCUAACGCCGGCUCUACACCAUCCACAUAUAGAGCACGAAGCUGUAGCGAGUUUCGCUGACGCUCGUGCGAACCUUCUAGAUGCUUCCAGAUAUACCUCGGUGUGACUAGACCUUUACAAUAUUACGUACAUGGAAUUCCCAUUAUUUUUGUCCCAGCGCUGCAAACUGCCAGCACUGUUUUGAAAACAAAUCACGAGCAUGACUAACUUUUUAUGCUUUACUUAACCUUAUUUUGUUACUAUACAUUAAUUUCACGAAAUAAAGUUAAUAUGUGAUACAUUCUAUUGGACUAGUUACACCGGGAAUAGAAACCCUCUCCGGCUUGAAGAUAGCAAGAGCAGUGACAUUUUAGCAAUACUAGACUAUUGUGUUGCGUGUAUGUGAAUACGUGUAUGCUUUACUCGCUAGUGGUUUAUUAAAAUAGAACCUAUUUAGAGGCGCGUAGAGUUCAUUUUGUAGUUAUACAUAUGUAGCAUAUUAAAAUAAAGCAAGUUUAAUUCAAUUUAAACUAAUUUUUAUAGCGUGAUGAAUUUUUGUAAUAUAAAAUAUGUAUGAUUUUUACGAAAUAUUAUGCUAGCUGUAUUAAUUGAGUAACGUUAGCAAAUCUAGCUUGAUUUGUGCCACAUAAAGAAGCUUUAGGGCAGUUUUUGGAUUUUUAGAUUGAAGAUAUUGAAUUAUUAGUCCUAUCUUUUUGCGAGGAAUAUAAAAUAAGUCGACUGUUAGUGCAUGCCAUAUGAACAACUAUAUACUCCAGUAAAUUAUAAUUUAUCCAUAAAUUCAAUAAUGGAAUGAGUUUUUUUUUAAAUAGACACCGAAUGCUUACGAAAUUUAUAAAGCAAUUUUUUUAAUGUCAAGAUGUGUUAUAUAAUAAUUAUAAUGGUAACAUAUACAACAUACAUUUUAUAUCCAUCAGUAAUUUUAACGGUAGGCGUGGCCUUAACGAACAACACCAGUAGUUGAAAAAUGACAGUGUAAUGUGUAUAAUUCGGACAAGUCAAAGUAUGACCGAGUCUGAAUGAGUUUUCAGCGGUCAGCGAAAUCAUUGCGCAUCUUUAUAGCCGCGUGGCGUGUACAUUGAUAUAAAUAAUACUGCAGUGAUAUCCGAUGAGCGUUGAUUGUACUCUACCAAUAAAUAAUUUAAAUUUUUAUUUUUGAUUGAUGAUUUAAAUUAUUUAUGUUAAAUUUGAAUAGUACGAAGCUAACAUUUUUAACUUUAAACGAUCAUUAUAAGGUUCUGCUAUUACUGUAAGAUACCGAGAUUCACAAUUUUAUUGUUAGGACUGCGUACACGAUUGCGAAAUUGAUAUUUAAUGUAAUGUGCAAAGAUCUACGUGAACACAUUGUCUGGUGCCAUUUUUAUGCGACAAUUUAACAUCGAAGCAUUUGUUAAUCAAUACUUUAAAUUAUACACAUAUUUUAAUGUUAUAACAAUAAUCACACGUCACAUAGACCGUAGAUAACGUCACAUAGACCGUAGAUAACGUCACAUAGACUAAACGGAAACGAAGUAUAGUUAAGAGUUGUGGCUAGUUUAGGGUUUGUCAAGUAGUCGGUGUAAGUGAAAAGUGCAAGUGUUUAGUGAAUAGUGUUGUCUCUGCUGUAGUUUUUCUUUCUCGAUUCACCCACAGAUAAUACGUCAUGUUUAGUACAUGACAUAUGACUUGCUGCUAUGUCCGUGUACGAGCAGUAGAACCUAUAUAUGAGGUGAUGCUUUUUGAAACGUUUUAAAUGUAUGUUUAGUUAAAAGAGUUAGAAUCCUUUUGAGACAAAUUAGUUCACGAAUAACAGGCAAAUAUUCACAUUACCUUGUUGUGUAACUAAUAUUAAUUUUUUUUUAUGUAAAUGUAAUUAUUACUAAUGUCACUAAUUUCAAAUAUUUUCUUUAUCUCUAUAUUUUUUGCAAAACCCUAGCUAGGGAUUAGUUAGUACAUAGUACAAAACUAUAUUCCACUACACUUUACGUAAAUUAUAGUCGGUUUCAAUUCUUACUAACAUCCCAUAUUAUAAAUAUCUGACAAUGUGUCACUUCACACUUGCACCUACCUGUACUUGCAAAAUUACUUUUUAUAUAUUUAUAAUCAAAUUUUAUAUAUUUUUAUUUAGCAAUUAGAAGGAGCACGCAAUAAGAUGUUUUAUUAAUUGAUAGUAUUAAUAGUGGCGCAUUUGUCCGUCACGUGCUGGUCACUCGGGCACGUUGUCGCCAUAUGACGUCAUAUCAAUAUGAACGUCGAACCACUUUAAUAUCGUUGUCAUUGUUGCAUUUACAUAAAGUGGACUUACUGUGUUUGUUUGUGGGUUGCUUGUUCAUUGCAAAGGCUGUUUAUAUCACGAAACAUGUAUCGAGAUAAUCUUAGAUAAUUUAUACGUCUAGAUAGAGGCUUUUGCUGGUAGACAACCGAAGAAAACAGCCCAGGUUUAUUUAGUGUGCGUGACAAGCUACGUCUUACACUCGUGAUUUGUAUGUCACUUUGUAUUAGUGUGCGUGAAUUGCUCAAAAUAGAGGUCAACUGCAAUUUGUUUCGACAUUUUCACAGCUGUCACAGUCAAUCUAGACGUUUAUAUGAUCUAAGGAUGUAAUGGAAUAAAAUAUUUUUUGUAAACAAUCAAAAAACCUCUUAAAUAUUUAGUUUAGAUGUUUUCAAUUGCAAACUGUCAAUUACUCUCCUUUGAAUAAAACUCAAGUUUUAUUUAAAUACCACCUCUGUACAAUUUACCUAAAUAAUGAACGAUUUAUUUUAAAACAAUUUCUUCAAUAUUUUCUAGUGGCUGGCAACCCAAACGUGAGGCUGACAUAAACAGUUAUUAAUAAUUAAUUGCUAAGUAUAAAUGUUGCGAUAUUAAGCAAUACUUAUUAUGCGUAGGCCAUAUUGUAUUACUUCAUAAUUAUUAGCUUUAAAUCAUUCCAAGUUGACGAUAGUUUAGAUGUUAGCUACAAUAAGUCCUCUCUCUCUACAUUCUCUUUCCUUGAACACAAAGGUCAAUUUCCGGUCAAGGUCCGAAAUUUCCUUCACUUUGCGACCGUUAUAUUUCACUUUCAAAUAUGCAGAAUACUUUCCAUACUUAUAAUAAUUAGUUUUUGAUGUAGUUCUUCGGAAUUAGGUACCUCAGUAUAGAAUACAAUAGAAAAAAUAAUAAGUUUUGCAAAUAUAGUGUGAAUAAUAAUGGUAUGUAGUAUAUAUUUUUAUUUUGUUGAAAUUCUUAGAUUAACUUUCAUUUAAUUAGCAAGCGUUUAUGAGUUCGGACUAGUUACAAUGUUUACUACUUGUGAGCUUGUGAUAAAUAAUGGGACUUUAUUGGGUGCUCAUUUUGCCUGUCUUGUGAAAAAGUCUGCAGUCUGCAGUCGGUUGUAAGAAGAGACUACAAUACCAUUAUUUAUCGAACAAGUAGUAGGGUACUGUUUGUUACUACUGCGCUAGAUGUGUUGUGUUAUUUCGGCCGCACUACAACAUAGUAGGUGCAUCUUAUUUGUAUUAAAUAUUAAUUGAAUAAAUAUAUUAAAUCAAUCAAUGAAUAAAUGUUUAAUAUCACUCAAUAAUGUGUAAACCCCGAAGCACGCAAAGUACGUUAUGGUUGUAUUAAUCUUGCUAAUUAACGCAUUUAAAUACGCUUAGGUGUUCUCUAGUUAUAAAAAGUUUUCGUGGGAGGAGUUUUUUAAAUGAUGAGAACCAUUGCGGAAGAGAGAAAUCUCUUGCAACAGCAGAUAAACCACACGAGCUUUCUGGCCUUUGAGGGUUUAUUAUUAUAUAUGUCGGAGAAGCUUUGUUUUCGUUGACACCGUCAUUAGUGGUUGGGGACUUAGUGGGCAUCAUCAGGGUAAAAUGCAAGCACAAAACACGAUGAUUCACAGUUUUACACUAUUUUAAUUUAAAUUUAAACAAUAUUUUGUCACUUCACAAUAAUUAACAAUUAAGAUUCAGGGCACCCUUCUUACUUUAACCGACGAAUACACUUUCAACGAUCCUACUCGAUCAGUCGCUAUUACUUGAAUGUCUCCUCAAAAUGUCGGCCUCGCCCGAGUCAAGAUGGCGCCUUGACCCCGCUCGAGGCUCGUGCUCUGCUCUGAUUGGUCGUUACGCAAAUUACAAUAUUCCUAACUUUCCUGUUUCCAUGGAAACAACAAUCAACCCGACUCAUAGCUUCCUCCGACAUAUAUAUUAUAUACAAUUAAUGAUCAUUAUCUGUGUAGUCUGUUGAUUAUGUACCCAAAUAUAGAAUAUUUAUACAUACCUAGAUACCUUUUCUGUGAUGUUAUGCGGCUGAAGUGACAGUCAGAUAAAUUUUUGAUUUGUCAAAAGUUACCGAAUGCGAUCUUCUUAAUCAAAAGUAAUAAAUAUAUCGGGUUAUUUUGCCCAUUUAUUCAAAGAUUUUAUGUUUUCAUUAUACAGCGCGUAUAAUAAUAUUGUUAAUAUUUUAUUUAAGUUGAAACGUUUGUGACUGACGAUUAUUAAUAAAUAAAUAAUCCAUUAUA
This is a messenger RNA of Leptidea sinapis, 9430 nucleotides long. RefSeq names its product protein MON2 homolog (gene mon2). The record is from RefSeq and is a predicted model, not a curated record. The coding region runs from base 131 to 4966 and encodes 1611 amino acids. NCBI's taxonomy places the organism in Eukaryota, Metazoa, Arthropoda, Insecta, Lepidoptera, Pieridae. The transcript is spliced from 38 exons.